UCACCAUCUCUUCAUACUGGAAAUGAUGUGCGUAAACAUCGUUAUGAAUCAAGAGAAAGAUGGAUACGUUUGAAUGUUGGUGGAAGGAUUUUCCAAACGACACGGCAAACGUUGCGUCGCGAAGCUAAUUCAUUUCUAGCUAGGCUUUGUCAAGCUGAAGAUGAUUUACCGAGUGAAAAAGAUGAAUCUGGUGCAUUUCUCAUAGAUCGUGACCCUGAAUAUUUUGCUCCUGUUUUAAACUAUUUGAGACAUGGAAAACUUGUUGUGAAUAAGGGAGUAAGUAUUGAAGGUGUACUCGAAGAAGCUGAAUUUUAUAAUCUACCUCGGCUUAUUCAGUUGUGUUCUGAACGUUUGGCUGAAAUGGUCACAAAAAAAACUAAGCAGACGAAACAUGUCUAUCGCGUCUUGCAAUGUCAUGAAGAAGAACUAACAAAUGUUAUAUCAGCUAUGUCAGAUGGAUGGAAAUUUGAACAGUUAAUACCCAUCGGCCAAUUUCAAUAUCAAAGCGACAUGCAGAGCGAAUAUCUCUGUGUUGUGUCUCGCGAAUUUCCCGAUAACGAAUGCAAAACUGGUGAUAAUACUGAUGUAACAGAACGGGUAAAAGCGCUACAACAAAAAGCACGCAGUAUGUUCUAA
Dracunculus medinensis (Guinea worm) is the source of this 636-nucleotide messenger RNA. NCBI's taxonomy places the organism in Eukaryota, Metazoa, Nematoda, Chromadorea, Rhabditida, Dracunculidae. The record is from the annotation of a GenBank genome assembly.